Molecule: messenger RNA, 2905 nt
Organism: Anopheles bellator
Lineage: Eukaryota; Metazoa; Arthropoda; Insecta; Diptera; Culicidae
Gene: kek1
Product: leucine-rich repeat-containing protein 24
Exons: 1
Coding region: 1-2244 (747 amino acids)
Cellular component (GO): plasma membrane
Molecular function (GO): protein binding
Source: RefSeq, a predicted model, not a curated record
AUGGAGUUCAGGAUAGCAGAUGGGCGCAAGAGGCAUCGGUUGAUAGUGUUGGCGGUACUACUGUGGGCCACGGUGGUCCGGGGAGGGGUGAACGGAGAGCCGAAUUGUCCGUCGGCGUGCCAAUGCAAGUGGAAGGGCGGCAAGCAGGCGGUGGAGUGUUUGAACGUUAAUCUGUUCUCAAUCCCGGAGAACAUCGACCACUCGACGCAGGUACUGGACGUGUCGGGCAACAACCUGCAGAUCAUCUCGAACGAAACGUUCGUUCGCUCGAACCUGCUGAACCUGCAGAAGUUGUAUAUGCGCGACUGCCGAAUUGGCCAGAUCGACGACGGGGCGUUCGCCGGACUCACGAACUUGGUCGAGCUGGACCUUUCGAUCAAUCUGCUGACGGCGGUGCCGUCGGCCGCUUUUCAGCACAUCGUCUCGCUGCGGGAUCUGACGUUGGCCCGCAACCACAUCCAGAAGAUCGAGAGCCACGCGUUUCGCAACGUAACUGCGCUCACCAAGCUCGAUCUUUCGUUCUGCAGCAUCCAGACGAUCGCUCCGCAAGCAUUCGAAGGUCUCGCGGCGCUGCACUCGCUCAAGCUGAAUGGCAACCAGCUGUCGGAGCUGCGGCCAAAGACGAUCGAGACGCUCAGCCGUCUACACGGCAUCGAGCUGCACGACAACCCGUGGGUGUGCGACUGUCGGUUGCGGGCGGCCAAGCUGUGGUUGUCGGAGAACAACAUCCCGUACCCGAUCGCACCGACGUGUGCCGGAGGUCCGGAGCGCGUGAUGGACAAGACGUUCGGCGAGCUCCAGGUGGACGACUUUGCCUGCAAACCGGAGAUGCUGCCGGUGCGGCGCUUCAUUCAGGCGUUCAGCGGCGAAAACGCCACCAUCGAGUGCCGUAGCUCGGCCGUGCCUUCGGCCACGGUCAACUGGUACUGGAACGGGAAGCUACUGGUGAACAACUCGCACUUUAGCGCCUAUCAGCGCGUGCUGGUGUACGAGCAGGGCAACUUCGAGAAGCGCAGCAAACUGAUCCUGACCAAUGCGCAGGAAACCGACUCGAGCGAGUUCUAUUGCGUCGUCGAGAAUAGGGCCGGGGCGGCCGAGGCGAACUUCACGCUGCACGUGGCGAUGCGCGACAUCGGGUUCGCGAUCGAGAACCGCCAGAUCAUUGGGCUGAGCGCGGCACUCGUCAUUCUGAUACUGUUCAUACUGCUGAUAAUACUGUUCCUGCUCGUACGAUUACGGCGGAUACCGAUGACGGAGACGAAAACCCCGAACCAGGUCGAGGUGAUCACGUCCGUAAGUCCCUCUAGCAAUGUAAAUGGCAAGGUGGCGACGCCUAUUAACGAUUGUCAUCAUUCUCCAGAUCGAAAAAACGCCGCCGGUGAUCUAAAGUGCUGCCAAUCGUCGGCCAACCCGGUGCAGAAGCCGCCCCGGCUCACCGAUCUGCCCUACUCGACGACGCACUACGACGGCGGCGGCAGUCUGAUUGCGUCCGGCCAGUGCUUCGUCUCACCGACGCAUUCGCUGACCGGCGGUGGUGCCGUCAAUAACCCCGAUCUGAUCAACGACACGAAGCGGCUGGGCAGUGGUACCGAUCUGGCCACAGGCCCAGCCGUCAGCGAUACGCACUUAUCCGCGCAGCUCGCCCAGCUGCAGCUGGCCACAUCGGCCGCCGUCAAUGCGCAUCUCUCGUUGCUGGAUCCGCUCGAGCGGCCGGGAAGCGGCGAGUACAGCCGGGCCGGCGGAUGCGAUUCACUCUAUCCGUCCGGGCUGUGGGAAACGCACAGCUCCACCGCGGCCACCAUGCCCCAAACCGCGCCCGCUCCUCCUGCCCCCGUUGGCAGCAGCACGAUGGCCGACCUUGACGACGAGGCGUCCUCCGUCGACUACUUGAGUCGCACGUUCCCUCGUGCCGCCGUAGGCUCCAGUGGUCUGUCGGUUUCGGCCACCGGCCAUCAUCACCGAGACUACCCAUCGUCGAGCGCCACCGGCGGCGGUGGCUAUCCGGCCGACUACGGACUGCCGAUCGUGCCCGGCGCCGAGCAGCUGCACAACAAGCUGGCCAGCGUCCAGCCGGCGCACCACGGCAGCACCGGCAGCAUGCCAAUGAACGCCAAGACGCUGCGCGUGUGGCAGAAGGGCGGCGUACCGGUGCUACCGCCGGUCACGGCCUUAAAACGUGCUUUAUCCAACAGCCGCAACUCUCCCGACGAAGGCUACCAGGAAGGCUGCGGGACGGACGUGUAGUCCAACUUCUAAGGCUUUCCCGCCAAGCGCCUUCCCAACAGCAGUCAGCAGCCGGCCCGGAUGGCCGGUCCCCAUCACACAACAUACAUACACAUGUAGUUUAGGCAAAUAGUUGUUGUCGUCCUCGUCGCCGUCAUCAUCCGUCACCGUCGUCGACACUCAAUCGCAGUAGAGAAAAAAACAUUACAAACAAACAGAAGAAUCACGACAGCAAACAAACACCCUAGCAAAAUAACACUGCAAAAGGCAACGACGAAAACUCGGUUGAUUCACGGUUGAGUGAGAAGUGCGUCACAGAGCGGCGGACCGAAGCGUCAUAAUUUGCGCCACGACACGGUUUACGGUACAGAGUCCUUCUCCUGUCGGUCGAUUUGUAACUAGAACGUUGUCUCUCUCCCUUUCUCUCUGCGUCAUUGGUGGCGUUGGGAUCAGUGAGGAGGGGUCGCGGUCGCGGAAAAUGCUGUAAGGGUUGAUGGUGCGUGAAGCGGGGAAGCGGGAAUGAAUGUGAUAAGUACUGUGAAAAGUACAUUUUUUCAUCUGAUUUAUUUAAUUUUUUUAUAUAACGUAUGGUAAAAAUAUUGAAAUAAAACUAAACGUUAGAAGGCUGACGAAUGCGCGGUUCGCUGAGAAAAGAAGGGACAGUCCUUGAAGCCCCCUACAC